Prunus armeniaca (apricot) is the source of this 390-nucleotide messenger RNA. Lineage: Eukaryota; Viridiplantae; Streptophyta; Magnoliopsida; Rosales; Rosaceae. The record is from the annotation of a GenBank genome assembly.
AUGCAGCUUCGGCAGGAACAAUCGCUCACAAGCAUGUCAAAACCUAGCGGUCAGGAGAAAGGAAAACAACUGGCCGCAUGCGGGCUGUCAGCCUCCCGAAGGUUGUUUGUGCCUUCUCCAGAAAAACGCUACCAGGAAUAUCAAGUCUACUCCAACUGUCGCGACAGACUCAACGAUCGGCGUAGGGAACAACGGACUUCCCCAAUUCCCGUCCAAGCAAAGCUCAACAACCGGUACCUGGACGUACUUGAACCAAAAUCUCCUAUUCGUCGGAGGUAUGAUGCGAUCGGUCUAAAAGAAACCAACGAAUCCGACUACGUUCCGACUUCUCCUGGAACGACGAUCUCAUGCCAAUCGACAACAUCCAGAUCAGCCAGAAGAAGUGAUUAG